UCAAAUAAAGAAAGAAAAAAAUCCCAAAUGGAAAAGGGUCGAUUUUUUUCACUGUCCUAUUCAGUUUUGAUCGAGAACUUCAUAGCGGCAGAUCCACACUAAACCAUUAAAUGUAACCUGUAAUUUGGAUCAUCAAUUCUAUUGUACAAGCGUGUGUGUGUGUGUGAGUGUGCAUAAUUGUGUAUCAAAACCUUGAUCUCUCCCAUAUUCGAUCUGAUUUUAAUCGAUCAUUUUGUUGCUACAAUGUCCAUAUGUCAAUUUUCAAUUGAUUUUUAAUCGAUUUUCACCUAUGACAAUAAAACGGGUGAUCUGAAAUCAAAAUUCAAAAAAAUUUUUCCGCCAGUUCAGUUGUAUUCGAAACAUUCGAAAGACAAUGUUACCGAUCAUGUCAAAAAAUACAUUGAUUCUCGUCAUCAUUAUCAUUUCAACGAUAAUUGAUUCAACAUUGACAGCAUCCAAUAUAUUCUCCUCAUUGAUUCGUAAUAAUUUGAAUCGUUAUCUCAAGAAUCCAUUGUUCACAAGAUCAUUCGUUAGAAAUUCAUUAUGGCAAAAUGAAUUUGAUGAACAUGGUGAUGGUGGUUCAUUGAUUGUUCCACAAAUGAAUGAUUUUAUAAAAUCAAAUGGACAAUUUUCAGCCAACGAUCAUCAUCAUUUGGCAAUGGAAACAUUUGAUGGUAAAACAUUUUCGAAUUUUGAUCUACCAACUGGUGUGAACGAUUUUCUUCCAUCAUCAUCAUCAUCAUCAGUAAUGUUGGAACAAACGAAAAAUAAUGUUCGAUUUCCCAGUGAAAAAUCAUUGAAUAAUGAUGGUCUAGAUGGUGAGAAUAAAUUCAAUCGUAUUCAUGCAACAAAAUCGUUGACAACCACCAACAGCAACAAUGCUUAUAGUUCGUUCAAAAAAAUACCACAACAACAACAACAACAACAGUUUUCUAAUAAAUAUGUUAAUGAAGAUAUGGCUGAAUCGAUCAAAAAAAUAAAUUAUCAAAAUUCUGCUACAACUUCCAUCAAUAAUCGUCAACGUAAAGCAAACAAUAAAUAUAAUAACCGCAAUUAUUAUAAUAAACAGUUUAAAAAAAUAACAAACGGAAAAACUAGCGAUUAUAAUCAGGAAAAAGCCUUGAAUCUAAAAUUGGAGUAUGGAUUUAAACCAUUGCCAUCGACAGGCGGAAAGAAUGAUUUUCUAUCGACUAAUUCGAUUCAGAUAAACGAUCCGAUGGAAAUAGAUGAACCACCUAAGGAAGAGGAUCAACAAUAUGAUAAUGAUGGUCUUUUUCAUCAUGGUUUAUUUAGCCAAAAUAAUCGGACAAUGAAAUCAUUGGAAACGACUGGUACGAAUCGUUUGGAAGAACCAUUUUCACAUGAUUAUAAAAAAUAUAUCUCAUAUCCAAUGGAAACCGAAAGCAGUGAUAAUAUUCAUAAAUUAGCAUUCACUGGUGUCGAAUCAUUUAGACCCGAUCAUGGCUAUAUUCAUGCGGAAAAUUUUCUUUCCAACGGUUAUGGAUUACAAUUAUUCGAUACAAUUUCCAAUUAUCCAAAUAUAAAAAAUUUUCCAAAACAAGGCAUUGAAUGUGCACGUCAAGCUGGUUAUUGUGAAUAUGAUUCAAGUUAUCCAAUCGAUUAUGUAAAUUCAAUAAUAACAAAUUGUACAUCGAUCAUUGAUGAUAUGUACAUUGAAAUGCCGGAAAAUAUGGAUGAUUUUUAUGGCUAUAAAUCAUUGUUUCAUGUCCAUUCGGUUCAAACGAAUAAUUUCGAUAACAAUAAUGUGAAUCCAUCAAUGGAAAGCGAAACAAUAGCCAAUAGAACAUUAUGCGAUGCUGAUCGUAAAUACAUACGGCCAUCUGUCAUCAAAGAUAUUCACAAUGUUUAUCAUUUAAUUUUACAAAGUUCAUUUUAUUUUCAACAAAUACCGGUAGAAAUUUGUACCAAUCCUAAUCAUGGCUGUAAUUAUAUCGGCGAUGUAUGCAAUAAUAAUCAAAAAUUUGUUCGUGUAAAAUGUCGACAAAAAUAUCGUACACAUAUGUUGAUCAGUAUUGAACAUAAAGAAGUAGGAAAUCAUCAAAUCGAUACAAUUAUAUCAUCAUCAUCAUCAUCAUUAAACAAAGGAAUGAAUUGUCCAAAAAUGCGAAUGUAUCGGCUGCCAUCAUCGUGUGUAUGUGAAUUAUCAAAUGAUUAAUUCAAACUUUUGAAUUUGUGUUCAAAAUCAACUUUUCAACAAUUUUUUUUUUGCUGUAUAUAAUAUAUUACUUACACACACACACACACACACAUUAUAUGCAAUGAAAUUAUUGCCUAAAUUGUUUGAAUAAAUUAAUGAACAAUUCAAUUUUGCGAAUACCAAUAAAGACAUUAACCUAAAUUAAUAAUCAAUACAAACAAAAAACAUUUGAUGAUGAUGAUGAUGAUGAAUAGACAGAAAAAAAAUCAACCACAAUGACAAUGAUGUUGACAUGAUUGAUUAACCAUGUGUGAUGAUAGCCUAUCAUUUAAAAAAAAAAUUGCCCAUUCAUUACCUUGAAAACAAUCAUCAAACAUAGUGAUCCAAUCAAUAUAACCAUUCAAUUCAAUAUCAUCGAUUUGGUUUUAUUUUUAGCCUAAUUUAAAAGUCAAAAUUUUUUUUUUUUUUUUUGAUUGUUUGAAUAUUCAAAUCCAGAAUCGUAAAAACAAACGUUUUCAUCUCAAUAUCUCAAUAUAUCGAACGAAUAACGUUGGAAAUGUAAAAAAACUAACGUCAAUUAACAUGGUAAUUCAUUCAGAAGGAUUUUUGUCAUAAACAUGUUUGCCACUACGUUUACAUUCGAUAUUCAUUCGAAGUCUUCAUGGUGGUGGUGG
Dermatophagoides farinae (American house dust mite) is the source of this 2832-nucleotide messenger RNA. The record is from RefSeq and is a predicted model, not a curated record. Lineage: Eukaryota; Metazoa; Arthropoda; Arachnida; Sarcoptiformes; Pyroglyphidae.